Dovyalis caffra is the source of this 954-nucleotide messenger RNA. The record is from the annotation of a GenBank genome assembly. NCBI's taxonomy places the organism in Eukaryota, Viridiplantae, Streptophyta, Magnoliopsida, Malpighiales, Salicaceae.
AUGGAGGCAGGAUCUUCUCUAGCAAUAAUAGGUCAUGAGGUUGAUGAAGAGCAAAGAGUGUCCCCCGCCAUUCGUACAGACCAAUGGCAGGUGACUUUCUCUCGAUUCAUCAACUAUCCAUCUCUUCCGUCGACGUGUCCGUCACUCGUUCCUCGGCCUCACAAUCGGAGGUCCCGCCCUUCCCGAGGCACCUGGAUCUCCUCCGUCUCUGCCAGCGCCUCUCUCCAGCUCCUCAACUAUCAUUCCAACUCCAAAGACGCCAUCCUCACACUCUCUUUAAACGGCACAGUCCUUGAAGAGCACUAUGCUUGGAAGCUGCAUUUCUCAUGGCCUCAGGUGUCGUGCGUUUCCGGAUAUCCUGCAAGGGGCACCAGAGCCGUCUUCGUGACCUACGAGGAUUCUCUUGGCGAGAUCCAGAAGUUCGGUUUUCGAUUUUCAAAUAUUUCUGAAGCAGAGGUGUUUAUAAAUGCUUUGAAGGUGGUUAAGAUAUUUGAAACCAUUGUUAUCUUGGAGGAUCCAAUUGAAACUGAACCUCUGGAUAGCGAGUUACUAUCCGCGAUAUCAUCACAAUCCGUGUUCAUGCCUACUAAUGGAUGCCAACCUAGAGCUUGCGUGGAGCAAUCGAGUACUAUGAGUCCUGUUGAUACUUAUUCUCCUCAACUUCAAUUGAGUUUGAACGAUGAAGCUGAACAAGCAUCAUUUACUGAGGAAAAAGCACUUACUCAGAACCAUGAUGGAAUUUCUCCAGCCAUGCCUCCCAGCUUUACCUCAUUACUGCUGGACUGCUGCUCUGAGGCACAAAACCACCAGGAACACUCCCUUGCUCAAGAAAAUAUUCUGUUCCAAAGAGACAGUCGCAAGAAGCACUGCGCAGACGGGAAAAUCAACAAAGAUCCUCCCAGUCCCAUAUCUACAGCUAAUGCUGAAAGGGGCAUGCCUUAUUUUAUGCCCUAA